AUGGGGGAAGUAUUUCCUCAUCCUCCUUUGCAGCAAAUGUCUGUUGGAUGUGACGAAGGAGAUUUCUUAGCAGCAGAGAUUGAUGGGACAUUAUACAUGACUAGGAUAUUAUUAAAGGAAGAUCCAGAGGGAAAGGAAAAGGCCCCAAUUACCAUGGCGCAGUAUACCGUGCAACAGCAACAGCAGCAGCAACAGCAACAGCAGCAGCAACAGCAACAGCAGCAGCAGCUGGAGGAAGAGCAAUUAACUUGGGUCUUGUAUCUUCUAUUCAACUAUUCUUGUGGCUAA
Molecule: messenger RNA, 288 nt
Organism: Eimeria maxima
Lineage: Eukaryota; Apicomplexa; Conoidasida; Eucoccidiorida; Eimeriidae
Exons: 4
Coding region: 1-288 (95 amino acids)
Source: RefSeq, a predicted model, not a curated record